AGGAUGAAUUUCCUAGGUCUGAAAGAAGAUUGUGAGACCCUUCUCAGCCGUUUCCAGGACACUGACAGCGUGCGGUAUGAGGAAUUUUUGGCAAUAUGGAAAGAGAUGAAAUUCCACACCAUAUUCUUUGGUGGAAUGAGAAAUCUAGAGAGCAACAGAUUUGCCAGAGAAGCGUUCUCUGUGGUCUCCCCCUACUUCCUGCCGCCAUACACAUUCCAGAUACGUGUGGGUGCUCUCUAUGUGAUGUAUGGCCUGUACAACGCCCAGCUCUGUGAGCCUAAGCAAAAGAUAAGAAUAGCACUGAAAGACUGGUCUGAGGUGGAAAAGUUUAAUCAGGAUCUGAUCAGCGCUCAGCAUUUAGAUGCAGUGUACAUCUUCAGACAAAUGCGCCGCAGCAGAGCCUUUUAUUUCACAGCAAUGCCCACAAUGCUGACAUUCAAGCCACAGAGAAGCAUACCCACUGAUGAUGGUAAAGAAGAGUUCAAAGAUGUGAGAGACAGGGUCGCCGAUCUCAUUACAUCUGAAUGUGUAGAGGAAAUGAUAAAUGUUCAUGAGCACUACCAGAAAACGAAAAGUCUGACCAAUGCGGAUAAAUCUGAGCCUGAUAAGAGCUUGAGCUUGAUAAAGGAAGAUUUUACUGAUAACCUGAACUUCUUGGUCUCCCAAUAUCAACACUGGAGACAGGAUACCCGGGCACCAAGGACUAAAAGUGAUGAGGAGAAACAAGGGACUUCUCAGGACUCGGAGGGCUCAGAGAGAGCAAGAGUUUUGGCUGCACUAAAAUCCAAGUCUUAUACUGCGGUGACUCAGGCUGCGAAGUCUAGACGGCACCGACAGGUCCAGCUGGCAUCCUCCGAAUCUGGUUCUGAUUACAAAAGCACAAAAUCAGAGAGAGCAAAAGCCAAACGAAUGAAGCGUAAGGCAGACAAAGCGGCACAAAAGCAAGCUUACCUUUCUUUGACGAAGAAGAGGAGGUCUGUAAAUAUGCCAGCGAUUUCUGAGGAGGAUUCAUCUUCCAGCAAUGAAGAAAUUCCAGUCAAGAAA
Messenger RNA from Nanorana parkeri, 1044 nucleotides. It is a transcript of the gene SNAPC1, whose product is annotated as small nuclear RNA activating complex polypeptide 1. NCBI's taxonomy places the organism in Eukaryota, Metazoa, Chordata, Amphibia, Anura, Dicroglossidae. The record is from RefSeq and is a predicted model, not a curated record. The transcript is spliced from 10 exons. Gene Ontology annotation, cellular component: snRNA-activating protein complex. The annotation marks the transcript as partial. Gene Ontology annotation, molecular function: sequence-specific DNA binding. Gene Ontology annotation, biological process: snRNA transcription by RNA polymerase III; snRNA transcription by RNA polymerase II.